Messenger RNA from Ogataea philodendri, 219 nucleotides. RefSeq lists its product as uncharacterized. Gene Ontology annotation, biological process: DNA-templated transcription. Gene Ontology annotation, molecular function: DNA binding; DNA-directed RNA polymerase activity; zinc ion binding. Gene Ontology annotation, cellular component: RNA polymerase I complex; RNA polymerase II, core complex; RNA polymerase III complex. The record is from RefSeq and is a predicted model, not a curated record. NCBI's taxonomy places the organism in Eukaryota, Fungi, Ascomycota, Pichiomycetes, Pichiales, Pichiaceae. The transcript has a single exon. The coding region runs from base 1 to 219 and encodes 72 amino acids.
AUGAGCAGAGAAGGUUUUGUUCCUCCUACUGCGGCAAAUCUAGGAAAUGCAGCCUCUGGAAUUCAGACGAUGAAAGAUUACGGUGUGAAGUACAUUUGCGCACAAUGUGCCGUCAACUUUUCACUUUCUCCAAAGGAGCCUGUCAGAUGCAAGGAAUGUGGUCACAGAGUUCUUUAUAAAGCUAGAACCAAGCGGAUGGUUCAAUUUGAGGCGAGAUGA